Messenger RNA from Bombyx mori (domestic silkworm), 2720 nucleotides. RefSeq names its product protein scarlet. Gene Ontology annotation, biological process: transmembrane transport. Bases 188 to 2224 code for a protein of 678 amino acids. The transcript is spliced from 12 exons. The record is from RefSeq and is a predicted model, not a curated record. Gene Ontology annotation, molecular function: ABC-type transporter activity; ATP binding; ATP hydrolysis activity. Gene Ontology annotation, cellular component: plasma membrane. NCBI's taxonomy places the organism in Eukaryota, Metazoa, Arthropoda, Insecta, Lepidoptera, Bombycidae.
GACACUAAUUUGUUUGAGAUGCCCGUGUGUGUGUGAGACGCGACAGUCAGUUGAAGGUUCCCACAAACAUCACACGUAUAUUGUUCAAGCUUAGUGUAGUGUUUGACGUAUUCAAUGAAAUCCUGCAUUUAGUCGGAUUUUAUUUUGACCGUGUUUUUAUAGAACCCAAUGACGUAACAUCCUCAACAUGAAAGAAUACAAUCUUAAGCUACCCACGCGCAAUGUCCUCACCGGAGCCGUGGUCAACUGGGAGGACGACGAAAUGGGAGUGAUGGGAGAUAGCCCGGAGAAUCUGACAUUAGCUUGGAAGGACUUAUCUGUGUUUAGAAAGAAGAAGAUACACACUAGCAUGUGGAGAUCGGCGGUCUAUGAAGAGGUUAAAGUGUUGCAUGGAGUAAGCGGCAGUGUCUCGUCCGGAAAUCUGGUGGCGUUAAUGGGUUCAAGCGGGGCCGGAAAAACCACACUCUUGGCCGCCAUCAGCCGUCGUGACAAGAGCGCUCUGACAGGCUACCUCAUGCUAAAUGGAAGAUUAGCCGGCGCUGACCUGAUCGCCAGGAUCUCAGGCUUCGUGCCUCAGGAGGACUUGGCAAUCGAAGAUCUCACCGUAGCUGAGCAUAUGGAGUUCAUGGCGCGUCUCAUGAUGGACAAACGGUCAACCAAAAUAAUGAGAGCCAAAAGAGUCGAACAGUUGCUUGGCGAACUUGGUGUUAUGAGCUGCACGAAGACUAAGCUGAAGGCGUUGUCUGGAGGCGAAAGGAAGAGGGUCGCUUUGGCUGUACAGCUUCUAAACGACCCGCCCAUUCUCUUCUGCGAUGAGCCAACAACGGGGCUGGACAGUUGGGCUGCGAGCGCCGUGGUGUCCAGGUUAAGGAAGCUGGCGAUCGGUGGCAAACUAGUCAUAUGCUCAGUCCACCAGCCGGCGUCAGGAGUGUUCGAGAUGUUCCACCAGAUUGUGUUUUUGGCGAACGGCCGAACCGCCUUCCAUGGAACCAUUGCACAAGCGGACCAGUUCUUUGGAUCGUUAAACUACAAGUGUCCGCUUGGUUUCAACGCUGCCGAAUACUAUGUAUCCCUACUAGGAAUCCAGAUCGGUAAAGAGUCAGAGAGCCGAGAGAGAAUUAGGCGGAUCUGCGACGAAUAUCACCGGUCGGACAUCGCUGCCGAGAUUGAGGCUAGAGUUGGAGAAGUACAUGAUGAAGUCGAUUACUUUAAUGGAACUCUUGAUGAGAAGGUGAGUUUUUUUUUAUGUGUUUGUGUCACAUUAAAUGGCCCCAAACUAGAACUUGAAGUACAUGAUGAACUAGAUUACUUCAAUGGAACUCUUGAUGAGAAGAACGAAUAUUUCGAGAAAUAUCUCACCCUAGUCAAAGUUAACUAUUUCGUCCAAUUCUAUUGGUUGAUGUGGAGAAACAUUCAGCAGAUGAAACACAAUAGUACAAUAUGGAUCGCAGAAUUUUUAUUGCUCAUGUUUGUCGGCUUCAUAAUUUCCUUCCCCUACAUCGGACACUUCAAAGAGCUUGACCAACGUGACAUUCAGAACGUGGAAGGUUUGCUGUACCUAACCAUCACAGAGACGAUAUUCUUGUUCAUCUACGCCGUUUUCAUCACUUUCCCCAGUGAGGUUCCCAUACUACUGAGAGAGACUGCCAGUGGAUUGUAUUCACCGCUGCCAUACUACUUAUCGAAGAUGAUAUUUUGGAUACCUCGCGCUGUUAUUGAGCCCGUUCUGUUCGGUUCCCUCAUAUUUAUUGUGGCGGAGCUUCGUGGCGGUUUCGUCGGCUGGCUAGGAUUCUGUUUCGUCUGUGUUCUUUGUGCUAACUACGCCAAUGCAUACGGAUCUUUUUUGUCGUCUGUCUUCGACAAAAUGGAAACCGCUGCACUGGUAUCCGUGCCCUUCGACCUCAUCGGGACAAUGUUCUCUGGAUUAUACCUCAACCUUGGAAGUGUCUCCCCGUAUUUCUCGUGGCUUCGUUUUGUUUCAGCCUUUUACUAUGGCAUCGAAUCCAUAUCCAUCCUCCAAUGGGAUUCCAUAGAGUCCAUCGACUGCGUCAAACUCCCGGGUAUACCUUGCAUCAAAACCGGUCCUGACGUUUUGAACAGAUACGGCUACUCCGAAUCUCAUUUCUGGAGGAACUGUUGUUGUUUAGCGACGAUGUAUUGUGUAGCGCAUUUUGUAGCUUUUAUUAUGGUGAUAAAAAGAAGUAGAGGCACGCCCGUUUACUGAUGGGUAAUGUUUUAAUUGAAUAUCAAAUUAUUCCUAAAACACCAUUCGGAAACUGAUUCUGGCUAAGCGCUAUUCUUGCUCGGUACCAUUGUACGGUGAGAAGUCGUUUUCCGAAAUCGGUUUAACUAAUACCGGCGCGUUUUUAUUUUUAUUUUUAAGUUUCAUUUAUUUCUAUAUCAUUACCAGACUUUCAUCGCUACCUCAAUGUCUAACGGGGUGUUUUGAAUUCUAAUUAUAAAGUCAGACCCCUUUUAGACAAAAGACAUUUAGUUUUAAUGCUUUUCGCCAUAAGGUUGUGAUUUCGAUGCUCGAAAGUUUUAGAUAGUGAGAAAAUGGCAAUUGAGAGAUCUGAUAAACUCAUCAUGACUGGUUUCACAUUGUAUCAAACGAUGUUACGAAUUGAUUUUGAUAAAAAUAUGUUUUAUGUAUUUCAUAUUGGAAUCAAAUGUCAACAGAAUUUCUAGAUUAAUAAAUUUCACUGAUGUGAGCCUUAUUA